AUGUCCUCCGCAAGCAAGAACUACGAGUACAUCCUGACCAGCACACCUGCGCCGGGUGUUGGGCAGGUCACGCUGAACCGGCCCAAGGCUCUGAAUGCUCUGUGCUCUCCCUUGAUUGUGGAGCUGAAUGAGGCGCUCUUGAACUUUGAUGCGGACAACGACAUUGGCGCGAUUGUGCUCACUGGCAGCGAGCGGGCUUUCGCAGCUGGUGCGGAUAUCAAGGAGAUGAAGGACAAGGCCUUUGUCGACGCGUACAAGAACCGCUUCCUUGAAAACUGGGGAACUCUCACAUCGCUCCGCAAACCCAUCAUCGCGGCAGUCAGCGGCUAUGCGCUCGGUGGUGGUUGCGAGAUUGCUCUCGCGACGGACAUCAUCCUCGCUUCACCGACAGCCAAGUUCGGCCAGCCGGAGAUCUCGAUUGGCACUAUUCCUGGCGGUGGCGGCUCUCAGCGCCUUCUGAAAACCAUCGGGAAGUCAAGAACGAUGGAGCUCGUAUUGACUGGACGUCAAUUCACCGCACAGGAGGCUGAACGAUGGGGUGUCGUCUCUCGUGUGGUUGGGGAUGGUGAAGGAGAGGUAGUGAAAGAGGCCAUCGCAGUGGCGCAAGCCAUUGCGGAGAAGAGUCAGGUGGCCGUGCAAGCUGCGAAGGAAGCCGUGAACGCCGCGCUUGAACAAGGCCUUACCGAGGGAUUGAAGACGGAAAGACGCUUAUUCCACAUGACCUUUGCCACGAACGACCAGAAAGAGGGUAUGGGCGCAUUUGCGGAGAAGCGCAAACCGAACUUCACGCAUUCCUGA
Messenger RNA from Peniophora sp. CBMAI 1063, 798 nucleotides. NCBI's taxonomy places the organism in Eukaryota, Fungi, Basidiomycota, Agaricomycetes, Russulales, Peniophoraceae. The record is from the annotation of a GenBank genome assembly.